Molecule: messenger RNA, 447 nt
Organism: Strongylus vulgaris
Lineage: Eukaryota; Metazoa; Nematoda; Chromadorea; Rhabditida; Strongylidae
Source: the annotation of a GenBank genome assembly
AUGAUGGGAUUAUUCAGCGGUUUCAAUCUGAAUCCGGGAGCUACACGGAGCUUACCCACAGGAGCAUUUUGGCCUCAACCACAACCCCAACAGACAAGUGAUGCACAAUCAGAGCGAAGUAAUAGUGAAGCAUCACCGCCAAUUGUUCCAACAAGCACCGCAGUGAAUCACAUGUCACACAACUACGCACCAGGCUACCCGGAAUGGCAAGCGGCACAAAAAGCCUUCGCCGCUGCUCAAAGCGUAAAUGGAGCCGCUGCUGGGGCAAAAUUCCCCCCUGGACCUAGUGGAUUCGAUAUGAUGUCCGCUGCGGUCAACCCGAUGUGCCCAUCCGAAUUCUAUCAUCCAGGAAUCACGUGGCCUGGUUAUCAAUACGGUCAACAGUAUCCAUUCGCUACAGGACCAUAUGCACAACAUAUGAUGGAUAUUCCCGGGUUGACAGGUUAG